Molecule: messenger RNA, 895 nt
Organism: Hirundo rustica (Barn swallow)
Lineage: Eukaryota; Metazoa; Chordata; Aves; Passeriformes; Hirundinidae
Gene: IL22RA2
Product: interleukin 22 receptor subunit alpha 2
Exons: 7
Coding region: 1-741 (246 amino acids)
Molecular function (GO): protein binding; interleukin-22 receptor activity
Source: RefSeq, a predicted model, not a curated record
AUGGGCUGCUUCCCGGGAUACGGGAAGUGCACGAGGAGUGAAGAACCAGUGGGUGUCAGCAUCGGGGAGCUUUUGGAGAGGAAGACGCUUUUAGUUUUGGAGAGCCAAGACCUGCAAGAUUCGAUUAAGCCACAGAAGGUAGAGUUCCAUUCGUUAAAUUUCAACACCACUUUGCAUUGGCAGCCUGGGUGGGCCAGAGAGGCCAGAGACGCGCUCUACUUUGUGCAGUAUAAAGUGUAUGGGCAGAGCACGUGGCAAAACAAAGACGAGUGCUGGGGGAUUUCAAGCCGUGUCUGUGACCUAACACAUGAGACCUCUGACAUCCAGGAGCCUUACUACAGCAGAGUGAGAGCAGCCUUGUCUGGUGUCUACUCCGACUGGAGCCUCAGCUGCAGGUUCACCCCUUGGCGAGAAACUGUGAUAGGACCUCCAAUGGUAACUGUGGUUCAUAGCAACAAUUCCAUAACAGUAAAGCUCCAGGCUCCACGUUCUCCUUAUAAAAGGAAGAGAGGCAGCAAAAUACCAAUGACAAAUUAUUAUGAUCUCCUGUAUCAAGUCUUCAUAAUUAACAACUUGCUAGAUGAGCAACACAGGGUCCUGGUGUAUGAAGGGAAAGACAAGGUUAUUAAAAUACAAGACUUGAGGCCUGGAGUCAGCUACUGCUUCAUGGCUAAAAUGUACAUGCCGAUGCUGGACCAGAGCAGUGCCUACAGCAGCAGGCAAUGCACCAUGCUGCAGUGACAGGGAUGGCAUCUCUGAGACAGGAAUAAUGGCAGAAGAUGCCUUUCAUCACUGGUCCAGUUGUAAAUCAACUUCUGCUGUCUAUGUCCGGAAUACAUACUUGGAUACUUUUAAAACUAAUCUUUGCUGCAUCAAAUUAUUUGAUUCAUCACAA